GGGGCAGCUGGGGGUCUGAUCGUGGGCAUCGCUCUCUCGUUCUGGGUCGGUGUGGGGGCUUUCAUUUAUCCAGCACCCAGCAAUAACACACGUCCACUCGAACUCAACACUGCAGGCUGUAACUUCAACCUUACAGCUGAUGGAUUCAACCAGACAUCAGUCACCGCGAGCGCUCUCACCUCUGACAGGUAUUGGCUGGCUGAUUCAUGGUACUCCAUGUCCUAUCUGUACUAUAGUGCAGUGGGCUUUAUUGGCACUGUAGCAGCAGGUCUACUCAUCACACUGCUGACGGGACCAAUGGAUCCCAAAAAGGUAAAGCCAGGACUGACUCGAUCAGUGAAGGACGUCAUCUGCUUCUGCUCGGAGAAAUUCAUACACGCAGACUUUAGUGAAGACAAAGAGGAUUUGGGAGACUUUGGCAUGGCAUGGGAGAAACAUACAGACACGGAAGGUGUUAUAAAAAUGGAGGAGAAGGUCAAGAGUGAUAAUGAUAAUCUGCACGAAAACGGUUACACUAAUGCCGCUUUUGACCAUAAUGAAACUAGUCAA
Sinocyclocheilus grahami is the source of this 549-nucleotide messenger RNA. RefSeq names its product sodium-coupled monocarboxylate transporter 2-like. The record is from RefSeq and is a predicted model, not a curated record. Lineage: Eukaryota; Metazoa; Chordata; Actinopteri; Cypriniformes; Cyprinidae. Gene Ontology annotation, molecular function: symporter activity. The annotation marks the transcript as partial. Gene Ontology annotation, cellular component: extracellular exosome. The transcript has 4 exons. Gene Ontology annotation, biological process: sodium ion transport.